Messenger RNA from Perognathus longimembris pacificus (Pacific pocket mouse), 2254 nucleotides. RefSeq names its product acid sensing ion channel subunit 1 (gene Asic1). Gene Ontology annotation, biological process: sodium ion transmembrane transport. The transcript has 10 exons. Lineage: Eukaryota; Metazoa; Chordata; Mammalia; Rodentia; Heteromyidae. Gene Ontology annotation, cellular component: membrane. The record is from RefSeq and is a predicted model, not a curated record. Bases 1 to 1692 code for a protein of 563 amino acids.
AUGCCCAUCCAGGUCUUCUGCUCUGUGUCAUUCUCCUCGGGAGAUGAGGCCCCCGGGGCCUUGGGGGAUGUGUGGGGGCCCCAGCAGCAACAACAGAGACAGAAGCAGCGGGACAACUCAGAAUCUGAAGAGGAGGAAGAAGAGAAGGAAAAGGAGGUGUCGAGGAAAGGGACCGAUGAGGGUGCUUUACCUGUGGACUUGGUAGCCUUUGCCAACAGCUGCACCCUCCACGGUGCCAACCACAUCUUUGUGGAAGGGGGUCUAGGGCCCAGGCAGGCUCUGUGGGCAGUGGCCUUUGUCAUAGCACUGGGUGCCUUCCUAUGCCAGGUAGGGGACCGCGUUGCUUAUUACCUCAGCUACCCGCACGUGACGCUGCUGGAUGAAGUGGCCUCCUCCGAGCUGGCCUUCCCCGCUGUCACCUUCUGCAACACCAAUGCUGUGCGCCUGUCCCAGCUCAGCUACCCCGACUUGCUCUACCUGGCCCCUAUGUUGGGGCUAGAUGAAAGUGAUGAUCCCGGGGUACCCCUUGCUCCGCCUGGGCCAGAGGCUUUUUCUGGGGAGCCUUUUAACCUGCACCGUUUCUACAAUCGCUCCUGCCACCGGCUGGAGGACAUGCUUCUCUAUUGUUCCUACUGCGGAGGGCCCUGUGGCCCCCACAACUUCUCUGUGGUCUUCACGCGGUAUGGAAAGUGCUACACAUUCAACUCAGGCCGAGAUGGGCGGCCUCGGCUGAAGACCAUGAAGGGUGGGACAGGCAAUGGGCUGGAGAUCAUGCUGGACAUCCAGCAGGAUGAGUACCUGCCUGUGUGGGGGGAGACUGAUGAGACGUCCUUCGAAGCAGGCAUCAAAGUGCAGAUCCACAGUCAAGAUGAACCUCCUUUUAUCGACCAGCUGGGCUUCGGCGUGGCCCCAGGCUUUCAAACCUUUGUGUCCUGCCAGGAGCAGCGGCUCAUCUACCUGCCCCCGCCCUGGGGCACCUGCAAAGCUGUUACCAUGGACUCGGAUUUCUUCGACUCCUACAGCAUCACCGCCUGCCGCAUCGACUGUGAGACUCGGUACCUGGUGGAGAACUGCAACUGCCGGAUGGUGCACAUGCCAGGGGAUGCCCCAUACUGCACUCCAGAGCAGUACAAAGAGUGUGCAGAUCCUGCCCUGGACUUCCUGGUGGAGAAGGACCAAGAAUACUGUGUGUGUGAAAUGCCUUGCAACCUGACCCGCUAUAGCAAGGAGCUGUCCAUGGUCAAGAUCCCCAGCAAAGCCUCCGCCAAGUACCUGGCCAAGAAGUUCAACAAGUCUGAGCAGUACAUAGGGGAGAACAUUCUGGUGCUGGAUAUUUUCUUCGAAGUCCUCAACUAUGAGACCAUCGAGCAGAAGAAAGCCUAUGAAAUUGCAGGGCUCCUGGGUGAUAUUGGGGGCCAGAUGGGGCUCUUCAUCGGAGCCAGUAUCCUCACUGUGCUGGAGCUCUUUGACUAUGCCUAUGAGGUAAUUAAGCACAAGCUGUGCAGAAGAGGCAAGUGCCAGAAAGAGGCCAAGAGGAGCAGCGCAGACAAAGGCGUGGCCCUCAGCCUGGAUGACGUCAAAAGACAUAACCCCUGUGAGAGCCUCCGGGGCCAUCCGGCCGGGAUGACGUAUGCUGCCAACAUCCUACCUCACCAUCCGGCCCGAGGCACAUUUGAGGACUUUACCUGCUGAGUCCCGCAGGCCACUGUACCAAAGGCCUAGGUGGGGAGGGCGAAGAGAGUACAGGGCCCCCCACAUCUGCCCUGCGGAUUCACCCACACUCCUGGGCAGCCCUUUUCCUCUUGGCUGGGUGAGGAAGGAGUCUUGCCCUUAGAAGACCUCUCCCUGCCUCUAGCUCAUUCUUUUUAUUUUAACAAAAUGAAACUAAUCUGAAAAAGAGGGGGGGGGGGCAAAGGACCUCAGCUGCCCCUCCCUGCUCCAUGCUGCCGCCCCUAGCUUCCAGCCUGAGUUCUGUCCGUCAUCUGAGUGUCCGCCUACAUUCUGCUGCCACCAGUCACCAAAGUCCCCUCCCAGUGAGGGGUAGAGGGGAUCCCUGGGGUCUGGAAUUUGGGCCCCAAACCAGAGAAUGUACCUUGGGGGGGAGGGCUAGUGAGGGGGCUUCCCCAGCCUUAAGAGACCCUCUCAGCCCAGUGACUUCCCCCCACCACCCCUCAAGCCCCUCUCCAGGCAGAAAAAUAAAUCUCCAGUCCCACUCCCUCACACUAUGUGAAGUUUCUGGGGUUGGGAGGGGUCA